AUGAUCACAUUGUACGACCUAGGCCCUUUCGCAAGCCCCGACCAUCCUUCUCUUUCACCCCAUACGCGGAAGACAAGAUACACCCUGGAUUACAAAAAGAUCCCUCACAAAGUCUCCUGGGUACACUUCUUCACAAUGGAGGAGACCGCAAAACGAAUUGGCGCUCCCCCUACUGGCGUCAGGGCGGAUGGUAGUCCCAAGUACACCGUUCCAUUCAUCUACGAUGACACCACUGGUGUUGCCAUUUCUGAAUCCCUCCUCAUCGCGGAAUACAUCGACAAGACGUAUCCCGACACACCUCGUGUAGUCCCUGACGGCACACGGGCAUUACAGGCUGUGUUUGCAGAUACCGUAGCCGCGAAGAUUAUCGUUCCCUGGUACGGGGUUCUUAUACCUCAUCUUGUGAGGUUUACCACUCCAGUGCUCCGAGAGGGCGGUAUAAAAAUCUACGGGCCUCCUCCUGAACUGACCCCGGAGCAAAUCAAAAGUGCAUGGGAGGCAGGAAAAGCGGGUUUGAAUGAUAUUGGGAAAUGGUACGCGGAUCAUGGAGGGAUGUUUUUGACAGGAGAUAGGCCAAUUUAUGCGGAUUUCACCCUCGUAACGUGGUUCCGCUAUGUGAAGAUCGUGUUGGGGAGCGAGGAUGAGAGGUGGAAGGAGCUGGAAAGCCUUCAUGGCAGUCGAUGGAAAGAGAUGUUGGAGGAGGUGGAGAAGUAUGAAUCAGCCGAAAUUGUUUAG
This is a messenger RNA of Marasmius oreades (fairy-ring Marasmius), 735 nucleotides long. RefSeq lists its product as uncharacterized. Bases 1 to 735 code for a protein of 244 amino acids. Gene Ontology annotation, cellular component: cytoplasm. The transcript is spliced from 2 exons. NCBI's taxonomy places the organism in Eukaryota, Fungi, Basidiomycota, Agaricomycetes, Agaricales, Marasmiaceae. The record is from RefSeq and is a predicted model, not a curated record.